UGCCUCAUUAUUGGGAACAACUAAGCGAGUACAAAGGUGGCGACGGUGCUGGCUUUUUGAUGUAUUUUAUCGCACAAGUUAAUUACUAUCACCUUACACAAAGCGGUUAAAGCACGCGUACUAAGUACGACGUUUUUAAUUCUCCGUCAUAGAAUUCGCUGCUUGACAUCCAUUAGACUAUGAAUCACAACAAUUUCAGCUUAAAGGCGCGAUAACACUAACAGGCUUUCCCAUGGAAAAAGCAAGAGAAGCCAUGUGUAUAAGAAAACUUUGUUUUGUUUUCGCCCUUCUAUGUGUUUUUCUGCUAACAAGAUCUGAAAGCACAGGCGACUGCUCAUUUGACAACUUUACUCUCUGUAACUGGACGAAGGUUCAGACUAACGGCGCGGAAUGGACUCUCCUCAAGGAUCGUACUCCAAGUAUCAAUACUGGCCCCAGUCACGAUCACUCUGGCUCAGGAUUUUACAUCUACGUCGAGUCAUCCAGCCCUAUUCUUUACGACCAAAAGGCGCGGCUACUUAGUCCAGUCCUAAACGGCCCACUUACGAUGUCUUUCUUUUACCACAUGUUUGGCGCUACUAUAGAAACCCUUUCCGUUUACGUAGCUUUUGGUUUGAAGGAGACACGCGUGUGGAGCCGCCAUGGUAACCAUGGAGACAAGUGGUUGCCUGGAUGUGUGAAUAUAACAAUGUCAGGAAAUUAUAGGAUCAUUAUAGAAGCAUACGGCAGCGGGAGCUAUACCGGGGAUAUAGCAGUUGACGAGAUAACCUUCAAGGAUGGAUUACUAGUUUGUAAUAACACAGGAGAAGAAACGCCGCCAGAGACAUUUAAUGUGAACUGUACAUUUGAAGAUAGUUUUUGUGGAUGGCGUAGCCUGGCGUACAAGCGAAGCAACGAUUUACCCCUGCAAUGGACAAGAGGUAAUAUGGCAUCAAAUGGUUAUCUCUAUGUCAACACAACCUAUCUAAGUAGUCCAGGAUACUUUGCUUAUUUGCUGAGCCCGCGUACAACUGGUCCGCAGUGUCUCCGGUUCAUAUACAGCAUGCGAAGUGAUGUCAUUGGAACUCUGGAAGUAUUAUUAUUUGAAUAUAAAUCCGCAACGGAAAGAGUAAGCGCAGAAUGGACCACGCAGGGGACCAAGGAUGGACCCUGGAGGAACGCCACUGUCAGUUUGCCCUUCCAGGGAACAUACCAGAUAAUGGUAGUGUCAGGCAUCGAUCCGGGAAACUCUACAUUUGUUGCAAUCGACAACGUGACGGUCAGAAGCGGAUUGUGUGACAAGGAAGAUGAUCACGCAAGAUCUCACGGGGAUUGCGAUUUCGAAAGGAGCUUAUCUCAGAAUGGGUUUUGCCUCUGGACUAACGAGAUCGGGAACGACUUUGACUGGUAUCUGGGUAUAGGAGAAACAUUCAGCAGAUUCACCGGUCCAUUCGCGGACCACACGACAGGGACAGGAUACUACGCCUUUGUCGAAUCCUCUAAACCAAAUAACCCAGGUGAACGUGCGCGCCUAGCAAGUCCCAUUCUUCAAGGCGAGUUCUGUCUGCAGUUUUUCUACCACAUGAGGGGAGACACGAUGAGCUUGCUUGUCGUCUUCUCCCGGGGAGUACACUCAAGGAAGUACAGGCUCCUUUGGGUCAAAUCAGGUGACAGAGGGGGGCGAUGGCAUAAGGGCGUGGUCACAGUAAAAGGCGUCACAACAGAAGAACUGUACCAGGUUGUGUUCGAGGGAAUUCUGGGAAUCAGUUACAGAGGUGAUGCCGCGAUUGAUGACGUCACAUUUACCAAAGGCGCAUGUAUUACCACAGAGCUUACCACAUAUCACGUUGGAAGUCACACAAGGGUCUAUUCUGUGCAGCUUUUGCCUGGCCAGUAUAAUGGGUGGUCGGCAGAGUUCAGUUUUGAUGUUUCAACAAUACCCUCCAACUCAACCGUGACCUACAUCUACACACCACAGGUUCCCCACAUUAGCAUGUUCAGUGCUACGCCGAGACUGUACGAUCCCAUAGGCUUCCCAUUAGAUAGGUUCUACCAGGAUCCAAAUGGACCAAAGAUCUACACGCACCGCCUGCCAUCCUCUGAGUUCUACAGCCUCCAGAAUGAUUCCCACGCGCAAUGCUGCAUGGGAAGAGAUACAGUACGCACAGUACAUGUCAGCGGUGUUAGACAGCAAGACCCAUCUAUCAGCUUUGGAUGUAUCCCAGGAUGGCAUCGCAUUGGCGCAUCAUGCUACAUGUUUUUUCGUUUUCCCGCUGGCUACACCCCGUGGGCUAUAUCAAGAUACUACUGCCACUCAUUUGGAGGGGAACUAGCCACGCCCAAGAGCACCCUCAUUCUAGACCGUAUAACAAACAUAACAUAUUCCUUUGGAGACUUUGGCUUGGCACCUUAUGUUGCUCUUAGAGGCCAAAUUAAAUGGUCGCUAGGUGAUAAUGGCCCUUUGGUGGAGUAUCUCUGGGGGGAGAGUGAGCCGAGUGGCGAUGGGAUGUGUGGAGUAUUGCGCAAGAAUACAAAGCCUAAAACAUGGCGCUGGAAUGAUGUGCCGUGCCCCACGGAGGCCCCGGUACUCUGCCAAGACAACAUGGUCAUACCUAAUCCAGUGGCGCUUUUCCCUUUAUGUGGCCCAAACAUCGCCCAAGAAGCGAGCCCUGAUGCCUUACCAGACGGGGUACUCUCAAAUAUAUACAUGUCCCCAGGACCGCGCGGCCACUCCAACAACUCUGCCCGGUUUACUGGUUUCAUGGAUUCAUUCAUAACAUUCCCUAACAACGGCGCACUUGACAUCAUUUCGUCAAUAACAAUACUGGCGUGGAUCUACCCUACCACAUAUGGUGGUACUAUAUUUAACUAUGGCAGCUCGCCCUCUGGUGUUCACAUAAGCUUGGUAUUUCCUGGAAAACUAUCGGCGGAGUUUUAUGAUAGAGAUGUACCAAAAUCCUUUGCAGUCGUCACUGGAGGUGUCAUUCCGUUGAACAAAUGGUCAUAUAUCGGUGUAGUGUAUGACUAUAGUAGUGGUUUGACAAGGCUGUUUGUUAAAAACGAGACAGUUACGAGUAGAAGGAUAUAUUCCCUAACACGCCUCGAUACACGUGGUGACGUACGGGUUGGGUCUUUGCCGGGAAGGACUGGGUACAAGGGCAGGAUAUCAUGCCUGCAGAUCUAUGACGUGGCACUUUCAGACUGGAAGGUGCUGGAUGUCCGCGAAAUUUGCACAAAGAAAGAACCAAUUUCUUGCAAGCAGCAUAGCAUUCCUUUACGAGGACGCUGUAUAUUCACCAACUCUACCGUCAGGCUUAGCGGGCUCGACGCACCAAACCACUGUACCUCGAGAGAGGCUCGCAUGGCUAUUAUCGACAAGGAAUAUGUACGAGCGCCCUUAGCAAAGUUCCUCGAAACCUCGCACCCUGAGACAUCACAAGCACACAUCGGACUUUUGGCGCAAGAGUACUGGGUCUGGCCUGAUGGGAGUUCUGUGGACAAGUUACUAUGGAAACAGGGAUUUCCCCGUAGUUUCUAUGGCACCCAGACGUGCGUGUGUGUGGACCCUGUGACGUCACGAUUGACGAACAAUUUCCUGUGCACAGGCAGUCGUGGGUUUGUUUGCCAAAAGAAUCAACUAAAUCUAGCCUCUGGGCGUCCAACAAGCUUCUCUAGUAUUGCCCGUGGAGGGGUGGGUGCGUAUGCAGUGGAUGGGCUUUACAGUACGUGUUUUGCUACUCUUCAGGAGUCGAAGCCUUUUCUGAGAAUCACUCUCGACGCAGAGGUUUUCAUCUACAAAGUCACUCUCGCGAACAACAGAGAUUGUUGCCGGGAGGCGUUGUCAAGCAUUGUUGCCCUGGUAACGGAUAGAAGAGGCUACAUCAGACAAUGUGGCGAUGCAGUCAGCUAUGGCUUGUCUAUAUACCACGAGUUUGUCUGUAAACUUCCGAUGGCCACGAAAUUCUUGACCAUUACCAGUAUGGAGGCAAAGAACUUUUCACUGGUCGCGUGUGAGGUUGUGACUUACUCAUUCCGUAACCCACAAGAAGCAAAUGGCGUCAAGCGAGAGCUGUGGAAGCAAGUCUCCUAUAAACAGACCACGACCAUGCGAGAUAACCCCGUAUUCAAAAGCUCCGCCUCCUUGUCUCACGUGAUUACAUCUUUUGACGCGCCGAGGGAUGCCGACGAGAAUUACGCACAAAGGCUCACGGGAUACCUUCAGGUGCCUUUCACUGGCAACUACACAUUCUACAUUUCCUGUGACGACCAAUGCGAGCUGUGGAAGUUUGACGUAGAGGAUGAGGGUAUUGGCUACCAGCCCAUCCCUGGCGACAUGAAGAGGAUGUCCCCCCUGACGAAGGCUGACCAGCGCACGGCCUACAAUCAGUGGUUUAGGUAUCCCAGCCAGGUUUCAGUCCCAGUGUUUCUCCACCACUGUUUCUUCUACAAAUUGCAAGCUUACAUGAGAGAAGGCAUUGUCUCUGACCAUCUUAGUGUCGGGAUGCGACUCGCAUCCGGAAAAUACGAGCUACCGAUCCCAGGAGAAAGGCUUUAUUCUCAGCUUCCAGGAAAGAGACAGUUCGAGGUUUCUUUUGGCAAUAAUGGCUGGAUAUCAGAACCGGUUGGAUCUGACGUUAAUAUUUUUGGAGACUUCCUUUAUUGCUGUGAUGGCGUGUACUGCCCCAACUGCCCGAUGCACAUUGUACUCUUGUUAAACGGCCAGCGGUUUGUCCUGAAUGAAAAAGCACCAAUGACGUGCAAUAAGACGAGAUUUGGCGUAAGAUACGGAGAAUGCCUGCAGCCUGGGAACUACUCCGCUUUGGUUGAAUACUCUUUCGCGAAUGAAACCGUGAUGAAAGAGUUGAUAAGUGUUGGGACACUGGAAAUGAAAUCAACUGUUCUCGAGAAGUGCUUUUUCUCCAAGAACUUCUGUGGAUGGAAAAAUGGGGGUGCUUAUAAAUGGAAAUUGGCAAGCGGAAAGCAACCUUUGGACGGCAAACAUUACUUUGCUUUCACCGAUGCUCAAGAUCGUGUUACCAUGAAAACGCAAUCGUUACCAUGGCAACCAUUCCAGCGCAACAUCGGUGUCUGCCUUAAGUUCUCAUACCACAUGGGCAACACUUCGGACGGGCACCUCGUGAUUCAGUUGCAGAUAGACAAUCAUGUCCAUCCGGUCUGGAAUCUGUCCGGUUUCCAUGGGAACAGUUGGAAUGAAGGGCAAGUUUCGUGGAGUGGCGAGCCAAGUAGUAAGGUUGUAUUCACAGCAUGGGCCUCGCAAAACACUGAUGUGCGAGUAGCGAUUGCUGAGAUCGUGUUUAUCACCGGGCGUUGUGCCGUACAGCCACCAUUCGCCUUACCAGGUCAUGAAUGCCUUGAGGACGAGUUUGGAUGUGAGAACGGCCAGUGCGUCAAGCGAGGACUGCUCUGCGAUGGCGACAAGGCGUGUCUGGAUGGCUCGGACGAGAAACACUGCAGUUGCCCUUCAAAUAUGUUUUUAUGCCCAAGUGGGGAGUGUAUUCCCACUACUGCACUCUGCAACAACGAGAAUGAUUGCAGUGAUAACGCGGACGAGAGGAACUGCCAUCGUGAGUGCAGCUCUGGUGAUGAGUUCCAGUGUGUCGGUGGUGGUUGCAUCCGUUGGAGUUCUACGUGUAGAGCUCAGCAACUUUGUCCAGGUUUCACCGAUAAUCCAGCUAUCUGCGAAUACGCAAACUGUAGUUUAAAUAAUCUUGGCUGUCGGAGGAAUAUUGAUAUCACUCAGGUCAACGAGGAGGAACGGAAAUGCAAGCCCUUGCUCACUCGUUGUAAGUUUGAGAAUGGCUUGUGUGGUAUGACCCUUGAUGAGACGUCCGGUCUCAAGUGGUCCCUCGGGUCUGGUAAGACCCCGACAGAGAAAACUGGGCCGAGCAAUGACCACAGCACCCUUUCAGAUAAAGGUUCGUAUCUCUACAUCGAAGCAUCGGGGCACAAGCAAGAUGAGGCUGCACGGCUGGUCAGCGGUGUUCUUGAUGCAAAUGAAACUGUCUGCCUUCAGUUCUGGUAUCACAUGUAUGGAAGACACAUAGGGAGCCUUCGAGUGAUUAUCACAUCGAAUACGACAGCAACCUUGGUAUGGGAACAGCGUGGGGACAAGGGCGAUGUCUGGAGAUAUGGGCAGAUUGCACUGAAGAGCGCGGAAGAGUUUCGGUUUAUCAUAGAAGCUACGACGACCAAUGGAAAUAAAGGGGACAUUGCUUUGGAUGACAUGACGGUAAUACGGGGAUCUUGCAAAACAAUCGCGAAACAACGAUCAAUGGACUGCGACUUUGAGGACGGGAUGUGUGGUUGGACAGGGCAUAAAGAUUGGGCAAUUUUACACUCGGACUGGAGAAAUGAACACCACAUCAGCCUGUUACCGGUUUCGGGUUCGAGCUUCAAGAAUCUCACUUCGCCGCUAUUCAAUCAAAAAGGCUUUAAGUGGAAGUGCUUGCGUCUCUGGUAUGACCUCCACAGUGAUUUAUUGCAGCCAUGGCUUUUACCAACUAUGUACGUCGUAUUGGAAACACCGUAUAACAACACAGUAUUAACUGUCAUUGUGAGCUCUGCACAUCAGUGGAGAUUCCUACAAUCCCCCAUACCACAGCACCUCAGGAACAUCAAGAUUGCUAUAGUUGGAUUACAUCCUUAUGAGGACAGCUAUGCACAGCUCAACAUCGACAACAUCGAGCUGUCACGUGACCUUUGUGAGCCAAUCCCUUGGAAAGAAGACAGUACAAAGCACAAUGUGACGUGUGACCUUGACCUUGAGUGGUGCGGCUGGAAGAACGUCUACAAUGAUACUUCCGGUCUAUGGGUAGCCUCAGAUUACAACGCCACAGCGAGUUACAAGAACUACAUCGAUGAGUACAAUUGGAAGAUGAAUGACACCCAGUCUAAAGAACCAGAAGAUUCUGGAGAUUUCCAGGUCACCUUCCACCGUUACUCGCCAGGGAUAAUCCAAUUCACUAAGAUGCCAAGACUGCUUGAAUUCUCAAUGUGUUUCUGGAUCAAAUCCUUUUAUCAGGGAUUCUAUGUGGAGUAUAAAACAAAGACAGAAAUGGCUACAACUUUAGAGUUCGUGGUUGAUGUGUUGGACUGGUUGAUGUUUAAAAUCGGUUCUCAAGUGGGGGCCGUCCCAACUAACAUAGUUGAUGGCGCUUGGCACAUGGUGUGUUUUGUUUGGGCGGGGCUAGGAAAACCCGUAGUGAUCUACAUCGAUGGCAAAAAGGCCGGUGUUGUCUACCCUGGCUACUACGCUAGAGUCCCAGCUCUUGGUGACCUGGUUAUCGGUCACAGACCAGCAGAGGACAAUGCAAAGGAUACCCUUUCCACCCUUGGUAGCUUUAACCUCUGGAGCUCUACCCUGAAGGCUGAGGCCAUCAAACGGAUGUCGUUUGGGUGUGGUGGAGAGCACGGGGACGUCAGAGAGUGGUUUAUGGUUUUGGCCAAUAUUCAAGGACAUAUCGGGAGGAAGAGGCGACGAGAAUGCACUGAUAGUACAGCAAAAAGGAUAAUUUUUCAAAGUGGCUUCAAUAACAAACUCACCCAGAGCUUCAGCGCAAAACUUGUGGGUCCACAUUUCAGUAGGUCAGUGGAUUCUUCGAGUGUUUGCCUUAGAUUCCGCUACAUGAUGUACGGACCAGGAGUACAGCGACUCUCAGUAGCACAGAAAGUUGGCAAUGGCAGCAUGGUUCCAGUAUGGGAGGAUGAUGCUAGUGACAAAACGUGGAGAUACGGACAGACACCUUUAAUGGGGAUACAUGAUUACAAGGUCGAGUUUUCUGGAACACUGGAUGGAAGACGACCUGGAUUUAUAGCUGUAGGUUAUGCAUUUAUCGCUUCUGGUUUUUGCGUCCAUUGGCCCGAAGACGCAAAGAAAGCAUGCAGCCAAGAUUUUACCGACGCCCCUGGAUACAUUACGUCCCCUCAGUAUCCAGGACCUUAUAUCGCGAAUAGCCACUGUGUUUGGCGAAUCAUUGCACCUGAAAACUACGUCAUCAGGCUAGAUAUACUAGACAUGAGAUUACAAGAUCAUGUGACGUGCGCUAAGGACUACGUCGCGGUGCAUGACGGUAGUGACGUCGCCUCGCCUCUGAUUGGACGGUACUGCGGGUUUAUUCAUCCCGAACUGAUUGAGUCUACAAGUAACCACAUGACUAUUCUAUUCCACUCUGACGCGCAAUUCCACAAAAGAGGGUUGAAAGCGCUCUAUAGGUUUCUGAAAGGCAACCGGGAGCAAAGCGAUGUUUGUCUUAGAAAACAAGGCUGCCCGUCUGGUUGUACAUGUUCUGAUAUCAUGGGUGAUCAGCAAGGGAGGAUCGUUGUCGAGAGCGAGCAACAGCUUCUGGCGAUGCCGGCCAAUUUGCCUUCGCGGACCGCUGCCGUCAUGUUUCAGGAAAAUCGGAUCUCGAGUCUGACAGAGCGCAAUUAUCAUUAUCUUCAAUACCUGCUUCAUUUUGAUUUGUCUUUUAAUAUCAUCACAAACCUCAACGCCCGAGCCUUCACAAACGUAACUUCACUGGACACCUUGCGACUGAAUUCUAACUUCCUUCAGAGAAUUCCUCCGCUGGUUUUCAAGGACAUGCAAAACCUGAAAGUUCUUGAUCUGAGUCGAAAUCUUCUCACCAAACUGGAAAAUGGUGCUUUUGACGGCUUAACCAAUCUUAAUGUCCUGAGUUUACGUAUGAACAAGCUCGAGUCAUUUCCUCGUGGCCUUUUCAACAUCACAGCCAACCUGACACAGCUCUUUCUUCAGCACAAUCGCAUCGUCUCCGUACACGAUGGUCAGUUCCGCUCUUUGCAGAAUCUCAAAGUGCUGGAUUUGAGCUCCAAUAACCUGACGCGACUUACCAAAGACACCUUUGAAGGACUGGAGUCUUUAACUGAACUAUACCUCCAUGAUAACAAGCUUCGCGAUGUUGAUGCCGACGCAUUUGAUGACUUGCACAAUCUUAAAUACCUGAAACUCGACUUCUUUAUUCUCUGCUGUUACGCGCGGAAAUCUGUACCUGGCGUGACGUGCGAGUCCCCAAGUGACGACUUCUCCAGCUGCGAAGACCUGAUGAAGAACAAAUACAUCCGGGUAUGUGUGUGGAUCCUUGGACUCAUGGCGCUACUAGGCAACAUGUCGGUAAUUCUGUGGCGUAUUCUCGACAAGGAGACCAAUCAAAUUCAUUCCAUGUUGCUGUUGAACCUUGCAUUCUCGGACCUCCUGAUGGGUGUGUACUUGCUUUUAAUCGCCAUCAUGGAUACCAAAUGGCAGGGAGAGUAUUUCAAGCAUGACAUCGAGUGGCGGUCGGGGAUUGGGUGCCAGGUUGCGGGAAUACUUUCUAUGCUCUCCAGCGAGGUCUCUGUUCUUAUUCUUACGGUCAUCACAGCGGACAGACUUGCCUGUAUAGUCUUCCCUUUCAAGUUCAAGCGCUUGAAGAAAAGAUCAGCAACAUUUACGUGUACUGUAGUAUGGAUUUUCAGUCUAGUCAUCUCAGUUUUACCCGUGGCAGGUCUAGAGUACUUCUACGACAAGAAAGGGUAUUUCGGCUUUUACGGUCGAUCUGCGGUGUGCUUGGCUCUUCAGUUAUCUGAGGAUCGCCCAGCUGGCUGGGAAUACGCAGUGGUUAUUUUCAUAGGGGUGAACUUGGUGGCGUUUAUGUUUAUGCUGUUUGCGUACAUUGCGAUGUUUUGGACCGUCAAGCGAGUAUCGCGUGCUGUCCGGUCCACGUCAAUGAGCAAGGAAUCGGCCAUGGCCAAGAAAUUGAUUUUUAUCAUCUUGACCGAUUUCUGCUGCUGGAUGCCUGUGAUCGUCAUCGGGAUUUUGUCGCUGACAGGAGUAUUCCACGAUCCACGACCCCAGGUUUACGUGUGGAUAGCUGUGUUUGUACUGCCCGUCAACUCCAGCAUCAACCCCAUUUUGUACACCUUUUCUACCGCGCAUGUGCGGAAGAAAAUCGGACGAAAGGGACUGGAGCUUAAUAACUUUCUGACACAGGGUGCCCAUGGAGACGGCAUAUCGCAUCGCAAACGUGCAGUGCCGUGGCUAAGAGUUCAAAGUCCAUUCCAAGACAUGGAGAUGACUCAUGUGACCAGCCCCAGUCCACUUAUAAAAACGCAGUCAUUUGAGUCCCGGAUCCCGACUCGGAUAGAAACAGAUGUCCCAUCAUGCAACAUUCGCAUUAUUGAGCAGGCUGAUGUGCUGCGGCAAGAAAGCUCAGAUCACGUGACCUUUUUUGUAGCUAUGGUUGAGUCACGUGACACUCUGGGGAUGCAUCUUAUUAAAAGCUUCAGUAAGAAAGCAGAGAAGGACUGGAGACAAGAGGUGGAGGCAAUGAUAGAAUUACACACGUCCAGCGACCGGAAGGAUCACCCUAAUCUUGCUAAUUACUUUUGGCAUUCAGCGGCAUUCCGUCAUGUAUUUGAGCAGAGCAAAGACAAGGAUUUACUUAUCAAGCCCAACAACUUGUUGAUCUGUUACGAGUUCUCGUCCAGCACGUCCUUGCAAGAUUUCUUAACUGAAGGCGAGGGUGUGAUGAGUUUCGACACUCUUUGCGUGCUAUCCAUUGACGUCAUCAGCGCGAUAGAACACCUUCACAAACACGGCAUACGUCACGGCAACAUUAGCACGGAUACAGUACUUAUUGCACCUUGCUCGAGGGUUCCUCCAAUCAAGGCAGUACUUGGCGGAUUCUCACAAGCCACUAUCACUAGGGACACCAAGGCAACCGGACACUGUAACCUCGCCUGCGCUGACGUCAUCACGUCAUGUGACGACAUAGUUCAGUAUGGGCAGCUCUUAGCUGUGUUGUUGGGGCAUUCACAUGGGUCUAGUGAAUAUACAGAGAUUCACGAGAUAAUGAACCUGUGCUUCAUUGAGAGCCCACGUCGCCGUCCGCUGGCCAGACGCAUCCGGGAGCUUUUAGAGGACGCGUGGUGCACUGUGGGAGUCUGGGAUACAUUCCUUUAAUUACAGACCCCCUUAUAUAUGUAAAUGAUCCGUAUGAUACCAGAUUUAGAUUUAGCGGAAUUGGUGCAGUUGUAACGCUUUAAAUCUAGGAGAGUGAAGAGACCCCCAUAAAAUAUCUUUUGUCUCUA
This is a messenger RNA of Nematostella vectensis (starlet sea anemone), 11082 nucleotides long. RefSeq lists its product as uncharacterized. Gene Ontology annotation, biological process: protein phosphorylation; G protein-coupled receptor signaling pathway. Gene Ontology annotation, cellular component: membrane. The transcript is spliced from 58 exons. Gene Ontology annotation, molecular function: ATP binding; protein-hormone receptor activity; protein kinase activity. Bases 233 to 10954 code for a protein of 3573 amino acids. The record is from RefSeq and is a predicted model, not a curated record. NCBI's taxonomy places the organism in Eukaryota, Metazoa, Cnidaria, Anthozoa, Actiniaria, Edwardsiidae.